Molecule: messenger RNA, 2660 nt
Organism: Condylostylus longicornis
Lineage: Eukaryota; Metazoa; Arthropoda; Insecta; Diptera; Dolichopodidae
Gene: ssp2
Product: homeobox protein 3
Exons: 6
Coding region: 114-2486 (790 amino acids)
Source: RefSeq, a predicted model, not a curated record
AUCUCUCCACACAUCAUCAAUUUUUUCAUAUUUUUUUUAUAGUUAAGUUAUUUUCAUAUAAUUGUAAAAAACAUUAAAAUAAGUGCACAAAAUUUAGCCGAAAAGUAUUAAAUAUGGAUAUUUUGGAUAUUGAUGAAAUCGAAGACGAUUUUGGAAUAUUUGAAGAAAAAAUACAAGAUGAUGUUACAAAUAUAUUGAGACAAUGGAAAAUAGGCAGUAAUAAAAAAGAUGCCUUUGAUAGUAGAACAUUUACACGACCCAAGGGAUCUGUAAUACGAAAUUCCAUUGAUGGAUCACAAAUAAAGAGUCCUCACAUUCAAGAAAAUCAAAGUGGGAUGUGUAUGAAAAUUGGUGGUCUGGUAUCAAACAUUCAAAAAAGUUUUUUAAAUGAUGUAUCUCCGCCUAAUUCAAUAUGUUCUUCCAUGAAUUUAGAAAGUGAAACUAUGGCAAACAGUUUAAUAACAAGUGCUGAUUUUUCUAACAUAAGUUUUUUUAAAACAUCUCUUAUCGAUUCAAAUAUAGAUUUUGCUUUUAAAAAUAACUUAAAACAAUACAAUAAUAUUGAAAAUGAGUGUAGAUUUAAGCUCGAAAAAAAUAUUCCAAACGAUUUUUAUAAUGAUACAACAAUGAAAUCGUCUGUUUCAAAAGAUAAUCAAAAAAAUUAUAAAAGCGAAAAAACUGACAUAGAGGAAAAUAUUAAUUUAUUAACUGACAGCACAAAAGAAAACUCACCUAAUUGUCCUGAGAUAGACAAUAGUGGGAGCAGUUUUCAAAAUAAUACUCAAAUAAUGUCAAAUACAUUCAAAAAACGAAAUUCUACUAUUUAUGAUAACUCUGUAAAUAUUUUAAAAGAAAGCGAACCAGAUGAAAGAUCUGCAGAUAUAAAUAAGACAUUUUUAAGAAAAUCAAAAGCUGAACUUCAAUUUAACUCAACUUUUGAAGUUGAUAUAAAUAUCCCAGUAAAAAAUACUUCAACUCCACAAAAAGCGAUCGUAAAUGAAAUAGAUAAUAAUGUCGAUUUCUCUCCUAUAACACCUUUUAUUAAAAAUGAAAAGUUAAAAAAAGAAAUAAAUGAAGAAGAAUUAUCGCCAAAUGAAAACAUAUUUGAUAUUCCUUUGGAAAUUCAAAAAGAAAUCGAACAGUCGCCGCGAAAUAAUAGCAAUCAAAGACCUGUAGAGAAUAGUUUUGAAAAUGAUAACCUAGAUAUUGAUGAAUUCACAGAUUUGUCUGAUAAAGUCGAUAACUUCAGAGAAGAUGCUAUGAAAAAAUCCCUAGAAUCUAUUAAAAAACGUUAUUCACACAAAUUUGAUAAAGUGGUAAGUGUUUCUGAAAAACCAAUGCAAAAAUUCGGCAAUCCAUUUCCAGAAAAUGGUCGUUUGUUAUCUAGAAGAUCACGGUUGAACGACGAUUUAACUUUGUAUCAAAAUAUCAAAAACGAAUCAGAAAAUAAUAACCAAAUUAUUGAAAACGAAAAAAAAUCAAAAAAUGAUUUAACGUUUGUUAAAUCAAAUGUUUCUGAAAAUAUUGCCGAAGAUAUUGGAGGUAAAAAUCAAAUAGUUAAUGAAUCAAAUGAUGAAAAAGAUGUAGAUACAAAGAAAAAAAAUGAAACAAAACGUUGUCGGAAUGAGGAUCGUUUUAAAACCAUAAAAAUAAAUAAACCUCUUAUAGAUCAAUACAAAGGAGAAAUUUUGGAAUCAAAUGAGACUGAACAUUAUAAUCCAACGGCUUUUGGAAAAAUUGAUAAAAAUUCUAAAAUUUCAAGUUUUGAAAACGAACCAUUGAAAUUCGAAGAUAAAUAUAACCCAAAAAUAAGAGAUCCACAAGGUCAGGCAACCAUAAAAAAUUUAAAAUAUGAACGUAUUUCGAAAAUUGAAAAUUUGGGAAAAGCAAUAUCUGCAUCGAAUUUAGAAAGUACAGCCAAAUCAGAACAGAAUGCAAAUUUUAAAUUCGCUGUACCUGCACCAGUUAAACAAAUAAAAAGUCCCAUGGGCACCAAAGCAAAAUCUUUUCAUAACUUGGCAAGCAACAAUUUUGGUUUUGGAGUAAGAAAGCAAUCUUUGCAAAUUCAACCGAAAACGCAAGAAAACAAUUUUUCAUCAACAUUUCAAGCAACAAACGUAAAGAACAAUCCGUCAAAAAAUAAUGAAUCUUGUUUAAAAGCAACACCAAUGUUACGGCCUAUAAACAUCCAAAAGAAAAGUGGUUUAUUACGACCAUCUUCAGGUUAUUUUAGUAAGGGAGUUUCAACAGAGUUAAACGCCCUACAAACAACGUUUAUAAAAGAUAGUGAAAAAAUUGUCAAAAUUGAUUCCAAUUGCUCAAAUAUUAAUAACUUUAAUUCUGACCCAGCGACAAAUGAGGAAAUAAAUGCUACAGUCAAAACGAAGUCAUCUAAACUUGUUAAACCAACUGAAUCAAAGCUUGUUACCAAUAUAAAAAGAAGUGGGCUCCCUAGACCAUCAUUGCAUUACAGGAAACAGUUGUAGAUAAUUUUUCAUUAUUUUUAGUACUAAUUAUAACUUAAGCAUUUAUUUUGUAUGUAUAUAGAAAAAUUGGUGUUAUAAUUUUAAAAAGUAAUUCUAGCUUUUGUUAUACAAAACAAUUUAUAUCAUCAGGAAUAACCUUAAAGAUGCCUUAUUAAUAAAAAUCUUAGUAAAAAU